UGAAGCUGAAGUUAACCACCCACCCAUGCGCGUUAGCCAUCGAUGGCACGAACUAAGCAAACUGCCCGGAAGUCUUUACACGUGUCGGUGAUUCAGCACAGGGCUUCUGAUGAUUCAGAAGACAGCGGAGAUGGUCGUACAGAAUACGAGGAAAAGGAUGGUGAUGAAGGGGUAGGGGAUAGGGAAGACGACGAAGAGGAGGAAGACGGAGUGGAGGGUGCAAUUGUCGAUAUCAAGGGCGCACUAGCCGAGGUCAUGACGGGGGAUCUCGAAUUCGUCGGCGAAUUUUCGUUCAACAAAAGAUAUCCCACUGCGCCCAACCCAGUAUUAAGCAUAGACGGCCUGGGGACUCUCGGCCUCCCGCUCAGUACACGGGAAGCGGACACGAUAAAGACGUUCGCCAAGAAAGCCCCCUUCGGCAAGGCAGACAAAACGAUCGUGGAUAAGUCUGUUCGGGACACGUGGGAGAUCGACGCGUCGAAGGUGCACUUUAGGAACAAAAAUCCGUGGGCCAAAUUCAUGAAAGAGACUGUGCGCGACGUAUGCGAGGCUCUUGGGGUGAAUCACAAGGCCAGCAAACCGCGAUACGAGCUUCAUAAGCUGCUCCUCUACGAGGCGGGUUCACACUUCCUGCCUCAUGUCGAUACAGAGAAGGCGGACGGCAUGUUCGCCACCAUCGUGGUUGUUCUUCCUUCUGAGUUCACGGGCGGCGCAGUGCACAUCAAGCAUAGCGUCAUGCAGGUAUGCUACGACACAAGCGCGCACAGCUUGACCGACACCUCCGUUCUGGCCUGGUACACGGACGUGGAACAUGAGGUCAAAGAGAUCACCAGCGGAUACCGCCUCGUACUCUCCUUCAAUCUCAUCCAUACCACCAAAGCCCUACGUCCGGCAUUGCGUCCGAACACUCUCGCUGCUCGCCUCCAACCCGCCCUGAGUGCGUGGCAGCAGGGGGAUAGCAACAGAUACGCCCCGCUGGAAAUCAUAUAUCUGCUCAACCACAAAUACACCCCGGCGGAUCUCCGAGGCAGCACACUCAAAGGCGUCGAUGCGCACCUGGUGGCCAUCCUGAACGACGUCGGAAAACAAUACGGGAUCCGUAUCGGCCUCGCCAGCCUCACCUGCACCGCGUCGGGCACGGCCGAUGACCUUACCCGCCGUGGCGGAAUAAAUAGCGAUGAUUACGAUGAAAUGGCAACCCCACCCCGAAGCGACGACUCACAGGUCACUAUGGAGAAAAUCGAAGAAACCGAACUCACAAUCGAGCAUCUCGUCGACUUGGACGGGAAGCUCAUUCGACAGGAUUUCGACUACGACCUGAAGACCGAGGCUAUCCCAAACGACCUGAUCAAGCAGGUCAUAAAAGGAGAGUACGACGAGCAGGACUACGGGGGAUUCAGGGGCAACAUGGCCGGCAGUCUCGAGCGAACAUAUUUGCGCACAGUGCUUAUUAUGUGGCCCGCAUGGGCGCAUAUCGACAUCCUGUAUGGCUCGGGCCCGGGGGGCCUCUCGGAUGCAUGUGAAACCAUCCAGCAAUCGACGACCCGGAAGCCCACUGAGGAAGAAACAGAGCUCGCGAGUAUGAUACUGGCGCGGGCUACCCCCUCCGACAGCGCUGCAGUUGUCAAAGGCGUGUGUUUCGCCGCGAUUCGGUGGAAGGACCUGUCACUUUGGCUUCGUGCUGUGAAGGCCUGCGACGCCGAACGGUCGAUAAAGAUCCUCGGUGAAGACCACAUCUACAGCGCUAUCGCUGCCUUCGACUUUGCGAAGGUCAGGCCUUGCUUGGAACAGGCUCUGGACCGGGACCCCUCCAACGCCGGAGCUCUGCAAUUUCUGACGAACCUGGCGGCUUGGGUCGCAGGUAAACGUUCAAAGAAAUUGAAGAAUGCCACCAAAGGCUGGAUUCCAGCGCAGCGGACGAAGCUGCGGGACGCGGGGAAUGCGAUGGCGAAAGCGCCGGCACACGCACCCCGCGCGAGUGGGUCUGGCUCCAGGCCCGCGCCCGUAGACGAUUCGGCACACGCACAGAGCAAGCGCAGGAAGGUGGCGUACGAUGAAGAGGAUGUCAUUGACCUCACCUAA
Molecule: messenger RNA, 2082 nt
Organism: Trametes versicolor FP-101664 SS1
Lineage: Eukaryota; Fungi; Basidiomycota; Agaricomycetes; Polyporales; Polyporaceae
Exons: 8
Coding region: 43-2082 (679 amino acids)
Source: RefSeq, a predicted model, not a curated record